Syzygium oleosum is the source of this 1167-nucleotide messenger RNA. Its product is annotated as F-box/kelch-repeat protein At1g57790-like. The transcript has a single exon. The record is from RefSeq and is a predicted model, not a curated record. Lineage: Eukaryota; Viridiplantae; Streptophyta; Magnoliopsida; Myrtales; Myrtaceae. Bases 1 to 1167 code for a protein of 388 amino acids. Gene Ontology annotation, molecular function: protein binding.
AUGGCGAGUUGGGAAGAACUCCCACAAGAGAUCCUAGAACUCAUCGCUCGACGGCUAGACAUAGAAGAAUUUUUAGCUUUUGGAGGGGUGUGCACCUCAUGGCGGUCUGCUGCCACCAACGACAAGUACAAUGCGAAGUCGAAAGCCCCGUGGAUCAUGACUUAUGUGUGCAGGCAAAUAGCUGAGUUCUCCAGACCCUCUACAGGGAGAAUUUACCCGAUGCGGGUGCCGGGAUCUGAUGCCCAAACCUUGUCUGUACCAGGAUGGAUACUCGCGUUACGGGGGGACAGUGACUACCGUAUCUUCAAUCCGCUUUCACGCGUCAGCAUCGAACUCCCCGCCUUGGAGAAGCUUCACCACGAGUCACGCGUUAGUGAGGAACUCGACAGGCUGAAGAGGCCCCGGCACGGCCCCCCUAUGAUCAGCAUGAUGGCGUUGUCCUCAAGCCCUUCUUUGUCCAGGAGCUACACGGUCAUGAUCUCUUGUAUCACAUCACCAGGGCUUGCCUUUCACAGAUCAGGAGAAGAUGCGUGGACGGUAGUGAGUCUUGCGACCGACCUGCGUCGGUUCACCGUCCUUGGACUGAUUUAUUACGAUGGGCUAUUUGUGGCUGUGGAUGCACAUGGCCAAAUAUUGACUCUUAACGAGAGAAAGCAUCGCAUGGAAUUGCGACUAGUUCUAGGGCUGAGUUAUGUUGAUGGUGAUCCAUAUCUCGUCGAAUGUUUGGGCUCAUUGCUGGUGGCUUGGAUGAUAUGGGGCGAAGGGGAUGAACCCGUGAAAAAGAUCCGAGUUUUCGAAGUUGAUUUGGAGAAGGGAACUGAGGAAGAGGUCAAGAGCCUGGGAAAUGCGUCUCUCUUCUUGAAUAACUACUCUUGGUUCUCGGUGGAGUUCAAGCCAAAGUCUUGCCUUCCCGGGAUCAAGCCAAACCACAUCUAUUUCACAGAUUACACAGAUAGGAAGAAGAAGAGUUACAGCAUGAACGACGGAAAGGUUGAGACAUACUUCGAGUCUUGCCUUCCCGGGAUCAAGCCAAACCGCAUCUGUAUCUCGAAGUACGAAGAUGAGAAGAUGAAGAGUUACUACAUGGAGGACGAAAAACUCAAGACAUAUUUUGAUGCAACUAGCAGUCACUUCAACGAAGCCGAAUGGUUCCAACCUGAUUUUUAA